UGCGUCUUUGAACUUGAACCUCUUUAAGUUCGUAGUCGAGUGCUUCGGUUCUAAAAUACUGAAACAAAGACAAAACAAAAAUGGUGUAUAUGUUCUCUAUUGUUUUGACUUUUUUUGCUCUUGUUCUCAUCCCUGGUCUCUUCAUCUCUCGUCGACUAAGUGUUCCUCUCUCCUUCAGAAACAUCCUCAGAUUCAUCAAACUCACAGCUUCCAGGAACGAGGAUGAGGAAGAGAGGAACGACAAACGUGGUACAAUAAUGGGAGAGAAGAGACUGCCGAAGCAUGUGGCGAUUAUAUUGGACGGAAACCGACGUUGGGCGAAGAAACGAGGACUAGGGACAUCGAAAGGUCAUAAGGCCGGAGCGAGGAAGCUAAUGGAGAAUGUUAAGGACUGUUUUUCUAUGGGGAUAAACACUGUCUCCCUCUUUGCUUUCUCCACCGAAAAUUGGGCAAGACCCGAGGAUGAAGUUAACGGCCUGAUGUUCAUGUUUGAAGAAUACUUAAGGUCUGAGAGACAUGUCUUCCGAAGAGAAAAAAUGAAGAUCUCGUUUAUCGGAAACCGGACAAAAAUCCCCCAGUCACUUCUAGGUCUGAUAAGAGAAACAGAAGAGGCUACAAAGAGCUAUGAAGGGAAGCAUCUCAUUAUAGCAAUAGACUAUAGUGGAAAAUUUGAUAUCUUGCAAGCGUGCAAAAGUCUAGCAAAAAAGGCGAAAAACGGGCUGAUUCAAGUAGAGGACAUCGACGAGGGAAUGAUGGAUAAAGAGUUGAUGACAAACUGUAGUGAGUUUCCAAAUCCUGACCUAUUGAUCAGAACUAGCGGAGAGCAAAGGAUCAGUAACUUCUUCUUAUGGCAAUCUGCUUACUCUGAACUCUACUUUCCUAACGUUCUAUGGCCUGACUUCGGUAACGCUGAGUAUCUUGAUGCCUUUACUUGGUAUCAGCAAAGACAGAGGCGAUUCGGUCGAAGAAUAUAAACUUUGUAUUUAUUGUCUCACAAAUAAAUUGCGUUUGUUUGCAAUACUUUACGUCUGUUUCAGAGAUCACUGCACUGUUGUAACUUUGUGUCGCUAAGUAAACAUCUAUUUGAAAA
This is a messenger RNA of Brassica napus (rape), 1090 nucleotides long. Its product is annotated as dehydrodolichyl diphosphate synthase 5-like. NCBI's taxonomy places the organism in Eukaryota, Viridiplantae, Streptophyta, Magnoliopsida, Brassicales, Brassicaceae. The transcript is spliced from 4 exons. Bases 81 to 974 code for a protein of 297 amino acids. Gene Ontology annotation, biological process: polyprenol biosynthetic process; plastid membrane organization; response to cold. Gene Ontology annotation, cellular component: chloroplast stroma. The record is from RefSeq and is a predicted model, not a curated record.